AUGGCAACUAUUGCCAUCAUGGAAGAAAAUUCAUUAAAUAUAAAUUUGCAUCGAAAUGAAAAUCUACAACCAAUAAUAUCAUUUGGUUUAAUAACAGAUAUUCAUUAUGCAAAUAAUGAUGAUCGAUGGAAUUAUUCAAAUACAUUUCUAAGACGUUAUAGAAAUUCUUUAAAUUUAGUCGAUCAAGCAUGUAAUUAUUGGUUAAAUGGAAUAUAUCCGAUAGCAUUUAUAAUUCAACUUGGAGAUUUGAUUGAUGGAUGUUGCCACACCAAUAAAACAUCAAUAAAUGAUUUAAAAAUAAUUCUUGAACAAUUUAGAAAUAUUUCGCCUAUUUAUCAUAUUUGGGGAAAUCAUGAAUUAUAUAAUUUUACAAGAAAUGAAUUAUUAAAUGGACCAUUAUGUUCAUUUGAUACAAAAAAUAUUUCACCUGGUCACUAUGGAACAUUCAAAGUUUCUCCUAAUUUAAGAAUUAUUGCAAUUGACACUUAUGAAUUAAGUUUAUUGGGUAUUGAUAAAAAUAAUACACUUUAUAUUCAAUCAAUGAAUUUAUUAAGAAAAUAUAAUCAAAAUGAAAAUAUCAAUGAUCCAACUGGAUUAGAUAGUUAUCAACAACGAUUUAUACAAUUAAAUGGUGGACUGACACAAAAACAACUUAUUUGGUUAAAAGAACAAUUACUUCAAGCAAAGGAUCUUCAUGAAAAAGUUAUUAUCGUAGGUCAUAUUCCAAUUCAUCCAAAAGCAUGUGAUGAACUUGCUCUAUUAUGGAAUUAUGAAGAUGUUUUAGAUAUUCUAUGGACAUUUGAUAAUAAUGUUCUUGCUUAUAUUGCUGGACAUUCUCAUGAAGGUGCUUAUUUUUAUGAUGAAAAAAAUAUUCAUCAUUUAACAUUACAGGCAAUAGUUGAAUGUGAACCAGAUACAAAUGCUUUUGCAACGGUACAUGUUUAUAAAGAUUAUUUAAUAAUUGAAGGUGUUGGACGCAUUGGUACUUAUCGAAUUGAUUUUAACAAAUUUAAAUGA
Molecule: messenger RNA, 1017 nt
Organism: Rotaria sordida
Lineage: Eukaryota; Metazoa; Rotifera; Eurotatoria; Philodinida; Philodinidae
Source: the annotation of a GenBank genome assembly